Molecule: messenger RNA, 4930 nt
Organism: Stegostoma tigrinum
Lineage: Eukaryota; Metazoa; Chordata; Chondrichthyes; Orectolobiformes; Stegostomatidae
Product: protein kinase C and casein kinase substrate in neurons protein 3
Exons: 11
Coding region: 436-1653 (405 amino acids)
Biological process (GO): regulation of endocytosis; cytoskeleton organization; plasma membrane tubulation
Cellular component (GO): plasma membrane; cytoplasm; endosome
Molecular function (GO): phospholipid binding; protein binding
Source: RefSeq, a predicted model, not a curated record
UUUCCUCAGUGCUGCUACUACUCUGCACAUGCUCCGGGACACUCCUCAAGAUUCCCCGUGAGGAAUUAGAGUCAGAGAGAGAGAACGGAGAAAUAGAGCCAGAAGGCAGAGUCAAUCAGACGGGGCAGGCAUUCUGGGCUUCUUAACAGCGCCAAGGAUCUAGAAGAUACUUUUCUACCCAACCUCAGAGAAACUCCCAUUGAUCAGAUAUUUUUUUAAAAGAAAUCACAGACCACAUUGGAGAGAGUUGGCGAAAGAUUGAGCUCCCCCCACCACCCCACAAUGUGCCGAUGAUGAUGAUGUUACACAUUCAGCUGCAGACACUACUUUCUCAAUCAGCGUGUCGAAGUAAGAGAAUCUGAAAGAAGAAAGUUGACGUGAGAAAGAGACAGAGACAGUGUCUGAGAGAAAGAGAAGCCAGAAGACUGCACUGCUAUGUCUCUGAAAUACAGUGAUGCCCCAGGGUCAGGAGCAACCAGCAACAGUUUCUGGAUGCCAGAUAAAUAUAAAAGCACAACAAAACGCACGGACGAUGGCUACAAAGUCUGCAACGACAUCAUCCUGUGUUUCCAGGAGAGAGCAAAGAUUGAGAAACAAUAUGCUCUGCAGAUAGCAACCUGGUCAAGGAAGUGGAAGCCACUGGUAGAAGCAAGUCCAAUGUACGGUACUCUGCUGAAGGCGUGGCACGCCUUCCUUACCUCUGCAGACCGACUGAGUGAACUCCACCUGCAGAUCCAGAAAUCGCUGGUGACUGAGGACACAGCCAAGAUUCAGAACUGGCAGGGGGAGACGUACCACAAGAAAUUCUUCGGCGGCUUCAAGGAGACCCAUGAGGUGAAGAGUGGAUUCCGAAAAGCACAGAAGCCCUGGACAAAGAAACUGAAAAAAACAGAGAAGCUGAAGAAACUGUACCACACCAAACGCAAAAAGGAGCGGGUAGCCAUUGUUCGUGAAAACAGUGGCAAGGCCAACCAGGCAACAUCUGCAUCAAAGCAGCGCAAACUCCAGCGGGAUCGAGAGAAGUGUAAUCACGAAGUAGAAAAGGUUAAGCAGCGCUACACAAAGACGAUAGAGGACUUAAACAAGUACAAUCCAAAAUACAUGGAAGAGAUGGAGAUGGUGUUUGACCAGAGCCAGCAGCUGGAGCAGAAACGCAUUAUCUUUCUCAAACAGAUCUUCCUGUCCAUACACCGGCACCUUGAUGUCACCAACAAUGAAAGCUUCCGGUCUAUAUUCAAGGACCUACACCAGACUGUACUCUCAGUAAAUGAGCAGAAUGAUUUGAAGUGGUGGCGCAACACACAUGGUCCAGGGAUGCCAACCAACUGGCCACAUUUUGAGGAAUGGAGUCCAGAGAGAGAGAAAAUUGCAGGCAAAGCAGGGAAGGGGAAGAAGGAAGGAGACAAGGUGGUUCUUCAAAGCUUAAGUUUAAGUAAAGGGUACUCCCUGGGUGAGGAUGGCACAAACGUCCCUGGCGUCAGAAUCCGUGCUUUGUACGAUUACACCAGCCAGGAGUCAGAUGAGCUCAGUUUCAAGGCGGGUCAGGAACUGACUAAAGUAGAGGACGAGGAUGAGCAAGGAUGGUGUAAAGGUUAUCUUGAUGGAGGCCGCAUUGGACUAUACCCAGCAAACUAUGUAGAAGUUAUACAGUAGUAGGCAGUGUGAAUGCUGCUUAAAAAAAAAGUUGAUAUUUAAUAUGAAGGCAUCACCACCAGGACCUAUAUCAAAGACAGUGUUUCUCCACUGAUACCGCUUUAAAAAAAUACUGUUUAAACUUUAUUUUUCAUUACUAUGACUAACUUUAAAAAAAAAUUAGCCUGUGAAUGCUAACAUUUUUGGCUGGGAGGACUAACUGUGCCCACAAAAUUCAGGGGAGCUAGAUUAGUGUUCGAGCAUUGGACAGGGAAUUUACUGAGCCAGAGAUCCACAGGCAGCAGAGAAGAUUGCUUGAGGAGCAGGAAGAGUUAAUCUUGUAAAUGAACCAGAUUAUCAGUUUAAAAAAAAUACACAGGUCACUAACAGGAUCUCUGUCAAGUAACCAAUCCAAAUUUGGCAACACAAGGAAUGGGACCUGCAUUCACAAUAGCAAUGGGAACAAAAGACCCUGGGUUAAACAAACAUAACCCCUGUGGGAGGUCAAUUAAUUUCUAUUCUCAGGAUAUCUACAACCCCUAGCCAGCUUCCCCACAAAACUGCAUCAUGUCACUUGUACAGGAGACAAAAUGGAUAGGAGGAAACUUAAGAAUUGAAUGAUUUGAGAUAAAAUGGUAGCUCCCUGAUGUUGGAAUUCUCUCAUCUCUCAAUAGACCAGAUACAUUUAAAAGGUGCAUUUGGAGCUAUUUUGAAUGACUGAAUGCAAGUUUCAAACUUCAUACACUUUGCAAAUUUCUCAUGCCUUCACUUAUUUACAUAAUAGGAUUGGCAGAAGCACAAGUAAAUCACUUGCAAAAUUUGUAAACCUGUAAUGUGAUGAACAUUAUACUAGAACACCCCUGCUUUAAUCCUAUUUUGUUUUACACUCCCAAAACGUGCACACCCCUCAAUGCAAAAGAUAAAGCUCUCACCCUCACUCACUGCAAAACUAUGAAAUACUUUACAUCAACCAUGAAAAAGCAAUCAAAAGCCCUGGCUGAUUUGCUUCUUUUCUACCAGACAGCAACUAUAGGGUCUUAACAACCAAAUUAAAACAAAGUCUGGGUAGUACCCAGACCUUUUCUACUGAGUCACUCAGACAUCCACCAUCUUAAAUAGAUGAUUAACUUUGAGCACACACACUUAUUUAUAGAUGAUUAAACUAAGGGAAUCUAAUCUAAAGCACACCACUAUCACAGGCCACGACAAAUGGCAGUGUUGUAUGUAGCAUCUACACGACUUAGCAUGGUACAUUGGAUAGCGUUAUAAAAACAAAGAUGAUUGGGGGUAACCUUAGAGGUUCAUAAAAUCAUGAGGGACAUGGAUGGGGUGAAUAGCUAAUGUCUUUUCCCCAGGGUAGGGGAGUCCAAAACUAGAUGGCGUGGGUUUAAGGUGAGAGGGGAAAGAUUUAAGGGGAAACCUGAGGAGCAACGUUUUCACACAAAGGGUGGUGCGUGUAUGGAAUGAGCGCUCAGAGAAAGUGGUGGAGAUGGCUAAAUUACAACAUUUGACAAGGCAUCUGGAUGGGUGCAUUGGAAGAGUUUAGACAGAUAUGGGCCAAAUGCUAGCAAAUGGGACUAGAUUAAUUUAGGAUAUCUGGUUGACAUGGACGAGAUGGACUGAAGGAUCUGUUUCUGUGUGGUACAACUCUGACUCUCAUAUAUUCCCGAGAUGGCUUGCGCGCUCAGGCAGAAAGAACGACUGCGCCAGAGUGGAUAAUUUAGGCAACCGGAAAUCAGCUUGGAGGAUUUUAGAAUGCUUUCAAGAAAGUGACAGGUUGCAUUAGUGUGGUCCAGAUUACUGGGCAAGUUUUAAUUUCUGCAAAUGACUAGUAUAAAUUAACCCUAUAGUAUUACAGAUUGAGAAGUAAGGUACUGAGGAGCUGGAAAUGUUGAGUCUAAGGUGGUUCCUCUGCUUCCUAUGACCUCACGGUCACUUGCACCCAUUUGAAAUGGACAUCUGGCCUUGAUUUCAAUUAAAUCCAAAAAGAUGCUAGAAAUACACAGCCCAGACAACCUCAAAGAAAUUCAGAGCCUAUCAAUUCUGACACAGCAUCACCAAUACAUUAACUCAUGUCUUUUCUGUUACUAGUGGGAUUUUCCAGUCAUUCCUGGCUUUCAUUUCAGAUGUUCAGCAUUCACAAUCAUUCUGUAUCAUAAAAAUAUGAAAUUUCUCUGUAAAACAGGAUCGUACCUCAGAAAUAGGAAUAAAGUGUAAAGGAAAUUGUGGUGAGCAGAGACCUCAUCUAAUUUAGCCUCAGCGUUCUACCUCCAUUGUUGAAAGGCUUUUGCUGAAGUUAUAUUGUUUUAAUCAAACUGCUAUUCCAAAAUGAUAAAAGAGGGAACUCUUUAUGUGUUACUCGCUCAUCACCACCAGUAGGGUUCCAGGUUCAAUUCCUCAUAUUAGGUGAAACCGUUAAGCAGAGCAACAAUUAGAUUUCAGAUCUCCUUGGUUGGUGAUAGGAAAAGUAAAUACAUGUUUCUGGUGAGCCUUGCAGGGCCCCGCCUCAAACAUGAAUGGAUAUUGGGUGGGACCAAGAUCAUGUGAUCUUCACUCUACAGUAGAAUAGUUUGUUAAUGUUCACCGUCAGGGCCACCAACAUUGAGGGCAGCCCAUGUGGCUGAGGUACCACAGAGAUCUUGUUAUGUGUGUCAGCAUUCUUCCAUAAUGUGGAGGUGCUGGUAUGGGACGAGGGUGAGCAAGGUCAGAAGUCACAUGACACCAAGUUUGGAUAACAGAUUUAUUUCAGGUUACUUCACCUGAUGAAGGAGCAGAAUUCCAAAAGCUUGUGAUUUCAAAUAAACCCGUUGGAUUGUAACCUGUUGCUAUGUGACUUUGACUUCUAAGCAUGCUUCCAAACAAGGGUCAGAAGCUUUAGACACAAGGAAGGAACAGAACUCGAUAAAGUGAUUGUGUUGCUCAUAGAGAACUACCGCAGUUUCAUCUGACCUAUCUGCUAAGAACUUACAUAUAUCAGACCUGAAUAAACUUCAGAAUGAGAGCACAUUUGCAUUCCUUAAAACAAAGUUAACCAGUCCAAGAGUUCCAGAUAUAAAUCAUCCAAGGCCCAGAGAAUCUAAAGGUCAUCUUGUUAGGCUGCCUUUAGAGGUUUAAUCUUCUGCUCCAUCUCAACUUCAUAUCUUUCAGACUGUCUAAGCAAGAACAUACCAUUGCUACAGCUCUUGUUUUUGUCUCCUCACUUGUACUACAGAAACGUGUUAACCAACAGGAAGCUACAUUUGCAAUUCUCUGUAUAUUGACACUGCAAAUGCUUGUGAAUAAAAGUUUGACAACAAUG